Molecule: messenger RNA, 2291 nt
Organism: Diceros bicornis minor
Lineage: Eukaryota; Metazoa; Chordata; Mammalia; Perissodactyla; Rhinocerotidae
Product: zinc finger protein with KRAB and SCAN domains 8
Exons: 6
Coding region: 477-2213 (578 amino acids)
Biological process (GO): regulation of transcription by RNA polymerase II; central nervous system development
Cellular component (GO): nucleus
Molecular function (GO): RNA polymerase II cis-regulatory region sequence-specific DNA binding; DNA-binding transcription factor activity, RNA polymerase II-specific
Source: RefSeq, a predicted model, not a curated record
UGCGCGGGGCGGAGGUGACACAAAGAGCCGUCAUUCCUCAGGACGUUCACGGUGCCCUGGAGUCGUGCAACCCCGCGACGCACAGCCGCGGGAGGAACCUGGUGCACAGCGUACUGCCUGUGAGGGGCGUAGUGCCCACGUCCCCUCCGUCGGCCAACCAUAGAGCUUUCAGACCUCCAGGAUUCCUAGAGAGCUUCCGGAAGUGCCUUUGGGGGGCAAGAUGCUUGUUGGUCGGUGUUGUGCCUCCGCAGGGUUGGAAGUUAGGGGCUGGAGGGGCCUGGUCAGGUUACAGCUGUCGCGCCGUUUUCUCCCUGCCCUUCCUCAGGUGCGCCCACCGUUGGCCAUCUCCUUUCCCCACCCCGGGCCGCCCCUGGAACUCACGAAGUGCCGUUAAAGAAGAGGCCCUUGGAAGUUUCUUCUCUUAAGAAGAUUAAAAAGGUAGUGGAAACAAGCCUCCUGAACUUUUCUGACCCUAAAUGGCUGCAGAAUCAAGAAAGUCUUUAGCCCCAUCCCCUCCAGACCAGGCUCCGGAAGAGGACCUCGUAAUUGUCAAGGUAGAGGAAGAUCAUGGUUGGGACCAGGAAUCAAGUAUACAUGAAAAUAACCCUCCUGGCCAAGAGCUGUUCCGCCUGCGCUUCAGGAAGUUAUGCUACCAGGAGACACUAGGACCCCGAGAAGCUCUGAUCCAACUCCGGGCACUUUGCCAUCAAUGGCUGAGGCCAGAUUUGAAUACCAAGGAGCAGAUCCUAGAGCUGCUAGUACUGGAGCAGUUCUUGAGCAUCCUGCCUGAGGAUCUCCAGACUCUGGUUAAGGAACAUCAGCUAGAGAAUGGAGAGGAGGUGGUGACCCUAUUGGAGGAUUUGGAAAGGCAGAUUGAUAUACUAGGACGGCCAGUCCCAGCUCGUGCACAUGGACAUGGGGUAAUCUGGGAGGAGGUGGUGCAUUCAGAAUCUGCACCAAAGCCUCCAAAUACUCAGCUCCAACCUGUGGCAACCCAGCACAAAUCUCCAGUGUUCCAUGGGCCACAAGAGAGAGCCAUUUCUACUUCUCAGAGUCCUGCCCCUUCCCAGAAAGGAUGUCCUGGAGACCAGGAGAUGACAGCUACACUUCUUACAGCAGGGUUCCAGACUUUGGAGAAGAUCGAAGACAUGGCUGUGUCCCUAAUUCGAGAGGAGUGGCUUCUCGAUCCAUCACAGAAGGAUCUGAGUAGAGAUAACAGGCCAGAGAAUUACAGAAACAUGUUCUCCCUGGGUGGUGAGACCAGGAAUGAGAACAGGGAAUUAGCUUCAAAACAGGUAAUAUCUACUGGAAUCCAACCACAUGGAGAGACAGCUGCCAAAUGCAACGGGGAUGUUAUCGGGGGUCUUGAGCAUGGAGAAGCUCGAGACCUUCUGGGCAGAUUAGAGAGGCAGCGGGGAAAUCCCACCCAAGAGAGACGACAUAAAUGUGAUGAAUGUGGGAAGAGCUUUGCUCAGAGUUCAGGCCUUGUUCGCCACUGGAGAAUCCACACUGGGGAGAAACCCUAUCAGUGUAAUGUGUGUGGUAAAGCCUUCAGUUACAGGUCAGCCCUUCUUUCCCAUCAGGAUAUCCACAACAAAGUAAAACGCUACCACUGUAAGGAGUGUGGUAAAGCCUUCAGUCAAAACACAGGCCUGAUCCUGCACCAGAGAAUCCAUACUGGGGAGAAGCCGUAUCAGUGCAAUCAGUGUGGGAAGGCUUUCAGUCAGAGUGCGGGCCUUAUUCUGCACCAGAGAAUCCACAGUGGGGAGAGACCCUAUGAAUGUAAUGAGUGUGGGAAAGCUUUCAGUCAUAGCUCACACCUCAUUGGACAUCAGAGAAUCCACACAGGGGAGAAGCCCUAUGAGUGUGAUGAGUGUGGGAAAACCUUCAGGCGAAGCUCACAUCUUAUUGGCCAUCAGAGAAGCCACACUGGGGAGAAACCCUACAAAUGCAAUGAGUGUGGGAGGGCCUUCAGUCAGAAGUCAGGCCUUAUUGAACAUCAGAGAAUCCACACUGGCGAAAGACCCUAUAAAUGUAAAGAAUGUGGGAAAGCUUUCAAUGGGAACACUGGCCUCAUUCAGCAUCUGAGAAUUCACACAGGGGAGAAGCCCUAUCAAUGUAAUGAGUGUGGGAAAGCCUUUAUUCAGAGGUCGAGUCUCAUUCGACAUCAGAGAAUCCACAGUGGAGAAAAACCUGAAUCCAUAGGAGUUUAGGAAAAAACUUCAGUCAUAGUUUGGGCAUUAUUCAAUGUUAGAGAAACCACAUGCUGGUGAGAGGUCUUUCAGUGCAGU